This is a messenger RNA of Zasmidium cellare ATCC 36951, 381 nucleotides long. RefSeq lists its product as uncharacterized. The transcript has 4 exons. Gene Ontology annotation, cellular component: mitochondrial inner membrane. The record is from RefSeq and is a predicted model, not a curated record. Gene Ontology annotation, biological process: mitochondrial electron transport, cytochrome c to oxygen. Gene Ontology annotation, molecular function: enzyme regulator activity. The coding region runs from base 1 to 381 and encodes 126 amino acids. Lineage: Eukaryota; Fungi; Ascomycota; Dothideomycetes; Mycosphaerellales; Mycosphaerellaceae.
AUGUUCGCCGCACGCGCCCUCCGAUCUUCCACCCCGGUCUUGCGCCGCGUCCAGCAGAAGAGACUGCAGUCUACCCUCCAGGGCACUCAGGAUAAUGCCUUCAACCGGGAGCGACAGGCGGUUAAGGAGCACGCUGCUGCUACUUCUGACCUCUGGCGCAAGCUCUCUAUCUACGUUGUCAUCCCAUCCCUCUUGAUCGCCGGCGUCAACGCAUACCGCCUCUGGACCGAGCACUGGGAACACAAGUCGCACGAGCCUCCGGUCGAGGAGCGCACCGAGUACCCAUACAUGAACAUCCGAACCAAGAACUUCCCAUGGGGCGAUGGUGACAAGACUCUUUUCUGGAACCCCAAGGUCAACCACCACAAGACGGACGAGUAA